Atta colombica is the source of this 1345-nucleotide messenger RNA. RefSeq names its product 39S ribosomal protein L3, mitochondrial (gene mRpL3). The transcript has 7 exons. The record is from RefSeq and is a predicted model, not a curated record. Gene Ontology annotation, biological process: translation. Lineage: Eukaryota; Metazoa; Arthropoda; Insecta; Hymenoptera; Formicidae. Gene Ontology annotation, cellular component: ribosome; mitochondrial large ribosomal subunit. The coding region runs from base 93 to 1205 and encodes 370 amino acids. Gene Ontology annotation, molecular function: structural constituent of ribosome.
GUUUGAAUUUCCCAGAACUCCGUUUUUAGAUUUACUUGAUAAUUACUUAAUAUUUGUGAUUUUAAAAGAACAAUUGCGAGAUCGCGUUAACAAUGACAUCGCUUUUAAAGACGAUUAAUGGAUUUCAACUUUUUCACAAAUGCUUGAAACAAAGUAUUAAUAUAUCUGUUCCAAAACGAGAAAAAUAUAUACCUAAACCUAGAUAUCGUCAUCCAGAAUGGCUUCCAAAACCACUACGUGUUUUGUAUGAUGAACAGCUAACAAAAGAUAAUAAGCAGUUUCUUGAUGAAGUAGUUCAAGACAAAUACCCAUCCACUAUCGGAUUUGAAACAAAACUUUCUCCUUUGAAAAUAGAUCUAAUUGAACCUACUAUACAGUGGAAGCAAGGUAUGAAACGUACUGGUUUAAUCGCCAAGAAAAUAGGAGUAUAUCCAUUAUGGUUAAAAAAUGGAAAAAGAGUUAGUUCGACAUUACUUCAGGUUGUUGACAAUGAAAUAGUAAAAUACAUACCACCAGAACAAUUUUUUCCAGUAAAAAGUAAAAAACCUGCAAUACAAAUAAAAAACAGACGCGGAUGUCUUGUAGUAGGAGCAGAAAAUAUAGAUCCGCAAUUAAUUACUAAAGAAUAUUAUAAUAUUUUUAAUAAUACUGGAGUUACGCCAAAACGUGUAUUAAGAAGAUUUAUAGUAUCUCCAGAAGCAGCGUUGCAACCAGGAACUCGUUUAUUUGCUACACAUUUUAAACCAGGAGAAAUUGUCGAUAUUCGCGGAAAAACGAUUGAUCGUGGGUUCCAAGGUGUCAUGAAACGAUGGGGCUUUAAAGGGAUGUCUGCCAGUCAUGGCCAAACCAAAACUCACAGAAGACCUGGAAACAUCGGGUCGGGUGGCCAGAAAGCCCGAGUUGUGCCUGGCACUAAAAUGCCAGGACACAUGGGUAAUAGAUGGCGUAUUAUUAGAGGUGUUCAGAUUUUACGAAUAAAUACCAAGUAUAAUGUGAUUUGGGUUCUGGGACACAAUAUACCUGGAGAAAUUAAUACUUAUUGUUAUAUAUAUGAUACAUUGCUUCCUCUGAGGCAAUCUACAACAGCGCCAAAUUUCCCUACGUAUUUACCAAGUAUCACAGAGGAGUCGCUUCCAGAGGAAUUGUAUGCAGAUAAUGUACAUUCAUUUACAGAUCCCACGAUAGAAUUUAAAGAAGAAUCUUAAUUUUAUAUAUAUCUGUAUGACAUUAAAUUAAAAAAUGUAUAAUUGUAAAAUCAUUUACAAAGUUUACAUGCUUUUUUUCAAACAAUAAAUGCUAAUAAAUCAAAAUAAAAUCAUCGAAUGAUGGUCGAAGUUGUACCGAA